AUGGCUUCAGAUAUCCGAACGGAGAGGCUCAAGCAACCGGUGGAUGUGGCCGAGUACCUCUUCACCAGGCUGCAUCAGGUCGGUGUUCGAUCGGUCCACGGUGUUCCGGGGGACUACAACUUGGUUGCUCUCGAUUAUCUCCCUAAAGCCAACCUCAAGUGGGUUGGCACGUACGCGGCUGAUGGAUAUGCCCGAGUCAAGGGGAUCUCGGCUCUGAUCACCACAUUCGGCGUUGGGGAACUGUCUGCCAUCAAUGGCAUUGCGGGUGCUUUUUCGGAGCACAUCCCCGUCGUCAAUAUCGUCGGCUGCCCAUCAACCAUCUCACAGCGUGACGGUAUGCUGUUGCACCAUACACUGGGCAACGGGGAUUUCAAGGUGUUCGCCAACAUGCACGCCGAGAUUUCGUGCGAGAUGGCGAAACUCAACAACCCCAGCGAGAUCGCCGACCAGAUCGACCACACCCUACGUCAGUGCUAUAUCCGAAGCAGGCCGGUCUAUAUCUUGCUCCCAACGGACAUGGUCCAGAAGAAGAUCGAGGGCGAGCGGCUCAAGAAACCGAUUGAUCUCUCGGAGCCGAAGAACGAAGAAGAUCGGGAAAACUACGUUGUCGACGUGGUCCUCAAGUAUUUGCACGCCGCCAAGAAGCCCAUCAUCCUCGUCGAUGGCUGUGCCAUCCGCCACAGGGUACUCGACGAGGUUCAUGACCUCAUAGAGAAGACAAAACUGCCAGUAUUUGUCGCGCCCAUGGGCAAGGGGGCCGUCAACGAGCACCACCCAAGCUACGGCGGCGUGUAUGCCGGGACUGCCUCCCUCCCCGAGGUGACGGAGGCAGUCGAGUCGGCCGACCUUAUCCUGUCCAUCGGCGCGCUGAAGAGCGACUUCAAUACGGCCGGCUUCUCAUACCGGACACGGCAGUUGAACACCAUCGACUUCCACAGCACGCACUGCGUCGCUCGGUACUCCGAGUAUCCCGGUGUAACCAUGAAAGGAGUACUCCGUAAAGUUGUUGACCGUGUCGACGUGAAGAAGCUCUCAGCCAAACCCGGGCCGGUGGUCGCCAACGACGUUGCAAGCAACAAAGAUGCCUCUCCAACCAUUACCCAGGCUUGGUUCUGGCCACGUAUAGGGGAGUAUCUCCGCGAGAACGACAUCGUCGUGACCGAAACAGGGACAUCCAACUUUGGCAUAUGGGGCACGAAAUUCCCGCCAGGAACAACGGCCCUGAGCCAGGUCCUCUGGGGAAGCAUUGGCUGGUCCGUGGGAGCCUGUCAAGGGGCAGCACUUGGGGCAAGAGACGCAGGUGGUGACCGGCGGACGAUCCUCUUCGUCGGCGACGGAUCCUUCCAAUUGACCGUCCAAGAGGUCAGCACCAUGAUAAGGCAUGGCCUGAAAAUUACCAUCUUCUUGAUCUGCAAUGAAGGCUUUACCAUCGAGCGCUGUAUCCACGGCGAGAAUGCCGCAUAUAACGACAUCGUGGAAUGGAAAUGGACGGAGAUCCCGACCGUCUUUGGGGCGAGUGACAAGCAGGCUAAGAGAUACAAGGUCAACACGAAAGACGAGCUGGAGAAGCUGCUCACGGAUAAGGAGUUCAAUGCCGCGAACCAGUUGCAGUUCGUUGAGCUGCACAUGCGCAAGCAUGACGCGCCUAGAGCACUGGUACUGACGGCAGGGGCCAGCGCAAAGGCUAAUGCGAAGGAGAGUGUAAACAUAAUGGGUGGGCAAAACAAGAGAAAGGAUGCACCUACGGGGGGCACUGACCGCCAAGGCAAAAAGAAAAAGCAUGGGAAUGAGGGCAAGUGGAAGACUCCACACCAACAGACCAAGGGCUCCACGCCCCAAAGCAACGGCGUCGUCGCACCAGGAGACGUCGGGGUCUGGGUGACCUGCGCCAGGAAUCAGGAAUGGAAGGCUGCCCGAGAAGUGACAGAUCUGUUCGGAGAGUAUGCCGAGAUAAUGUAUGGCGUGAAGCAAGACGCGGACGAGGUGGAGCAGAGCGGAGAGGAGGACAUCGAGGCCGCGGUGCAGAGAGAGCUCGAUUCAAUCAAGGCUGAACGCGGAGACAGCGCCACUCGCUUGUUUACGCCAGUCAAGUUGAACGUCGACUGCCUGCUGUUCAUCAAGACAAAGCCACCCGUUGAGCCGGUGGCCUUCGUCAAGCGAAUAUGCGAGGAUGCAAGUGGCUCAAAAAAUAUGAAGAGUCGCUACGUCAAUAGAUUGACGCCCGUGGCCGAGUCCGGAAAGGCGACCGAGCAGGGGCUGCUGGGUGUUGCCCGCAAGGUGCUAUCCCCGUGGUUCGAUUUGAGCGGGAAGAAGGCAGGAUCGGAGCCAACAACCGCUGAGCCCCAUAAUUGCUCACUACAGAAACAGUUUGCCAUCCGCCCAAGCGUCCGAAGCAACAGCGCGCUAAAGCGGGAUAUUGUUAUUAACCAAAUUGCCGCCUUGAUAAACAACGAGCGGCACAAGGUAAACUUGAAGGCGCCUGAUAAGGUGAUACUGGUCGAUGUCUAUCAGAAUGUCUGUGGUAUGAGUGUUGUCGACGGGGACUGGGAGGAUUUGAAAAGGUACAACCUGAGCGAGCUCUACACCCUCGGUAGCAAGUAA
This is a messenger RNA of Phialemonium atrogriseum, 2601 nucleotides long. RefSeq names its product pyruvate decarboxylase. Gene Ontology annotation, molecular function: magnesium ion binding; pyruvate decarboxylase activity; RNA binding. Gene Ontology annotation, biological process: tRNA modification. The record is from RefSeq and is a predicted model, not a curated record. Bases 1 to 2601 code for a protein of 866 amino acids. The transcript is spliced from 8 exons. Gene Ontology annotation, cellular component: nucleus; cytosol. NCBI's taxonomy places the organism in Eukaryota, Fungi, Ascomycota, Sordariomycetes, Cephalothecales, Cephalothecaceae.